UUUCCAGGCUUUGAAUAUGGAUGAAGAGGGUUCUCGUUCGUCUAUCACUGAUGAAGAAGAUUAUGUAGACGAUAAUGAUAAUGGCGAAGACUAUGAAGCGACAAUUGAAGAGGAGGAGCUUCUAGAUGAAGGGGACUACGAAGAUGAAUUGAAAGACUUGGAAGAUGAGGGAGAAAUGUCAAUUGAAGAACUUCAACGUAAGUAUGGCUAUCGUCCAGCGGAAAAUUCAUCUGCAAACAAUGAAGAUACGGAAAUCGCCGAAGAAAAUGUAGGGGAAUCAAGUUCGGCUGCUGCAGAACCGCACGACUCAACAAUUUUCGAUAUGGGUAAUUCAAUGAGUGGCUUCGACGACGAUGAUGACGACUAUGCACCACCGCCAGACCCAUGGAAAAGAAGUAUUCGUGUGGAUCCAGUACUUUUCCAAGCCGACGUCCCGCUUUUUAAUGAAGCAACGGUUGAAGAAUCUGCUCGAGAAGAUGACACUAUUUUAUGGACAAUUGAUCAGACGAAUCAGCCAAGUGAUGAAGUUAUUGACAACUAUCUCAAAGAUGUAGUAGGCUUACGAAAAGCCCACGACCAACCAUGUCCACCAGCUGGCACCGAAUCACGAGACGACGAGGACGCUCUAUGUGCUUUGUAUAGAAGCAACUUUGACACAGAAAAGGCGAAAGAAUCAUUCCCUUUUCCUCAUAUAAAUGCCCCAUUCCGCACUGUUCGCUCAGAUGCAUUGGGAUUCGAUGAGAGUGAAGCAAAGGCAUUUGAAGAGUCACUCGAGCUGUAUGGAAAAGAUUUUUCGCUGAUAAGGAGACUACGGCUACCCUACCGGAAAGUUGGAGAACUUAUCGAAUACUACUAUCAAUGGAAAUUAACCCCUGGCUAUCGAGUUUGGCGGGACGCUCAUCCACAGCAUGCGCCAGUAGUUCAGCCUCAUUUAUCUGCUGCAUGGCAUCAGCAAGUAGCUCAACUGGAAGAUCAAAAUGGUCAAACUGGAUUUGUUGAAGCCUCCUUCUCCGAGCCAUCUACUUCAGAGGAGCCAUCAACUCUUACGAACUAAAACUAGGGAACUAUUUUUUUACUUUUUCACCUAAGCAUUUAUUAUUUUCGAUCUCUGUUUAACAAAUAAUCUCGCCCCUGAUACCCAUUUACGUAAUCACAACAAUCAAAUUCCUUCGUUGUCAAAUUAAUCUGAAUCAAAUAUUCACUUUCAUAAAAUUUCAUUGUU
This is a messenger RNA of Caenorhabditis elegans, 1222 nucleotides long. RefSeq names its product ELM2 domain-containing protein (gene T07F8.4). Gene Ontology annotation, biological process: DNA-templated transcription; regulation of DNA-templated transcription. NCBI's taxonomy places the organism in Eukaryota, Metazoa, Nematoda, Chromadorea, Rhabditida, Rhabditidae. The transcript has 7 exons. The record is from RefSeq and is marked reviewed. Gene Ontology annotation, cellular component: nucleus. Bases 17 to 1054 code for a protein of 345 amino acids.